This is a messenger RNA of Arctia plantaginis, 5169 nucleotides long. Lineage: Eukaryota; Metazoa; Arthropoda; Insecta; Lepidoptera; Erebidae. The record is from the annotation of a GenBank genome assembly.
AUGUCCAAAGAGGUAGCGGAGGAGUAUGCGUCGAGUCUGGCGGAUCUAACCGUCAACAGCAAACCUCUAAUAAAUAUGUUAACUAUCCUGGCGGAAGAGAAUAUCGACCACGCCGGGGUUAUCGUUGAAACAGUGGAGAAGCAUUUAGAGAAGGUUCAUCCUGACAUCAAGCUGCCAGUACUGUAUUUAGUCGAUUCCAUUAUCAAGAAUGUCGGUGGUGCCUACACACAGAAGUUUUCUGAGAGCAUCGUCAAUAUGUUUACGAAGACAUUCAAACAGGUGGACGAGAAGGUCAGGUCGCAAAUGUUCAAGUUGCGGGAGACUUGGCAUGAUGUGUUUCCUGCUAAAAAGUUGUAUCAGCUGGAUGUGAAGGUUAACUUGAUCGACCCCGCAUGGCCAAUACAAGCCCAACCUCAGCAGUCAAACAUCCAUGUAAAUCCAAAUUUUCUGAAAAAGCCGGUGACUGCAACUACCAGUAACAAUGCAACUCCAGCACAACCCUCUGAAGAGGACGAGAAGAUGCGCAGUAUUCUCGCCAAAAAAGAGCAAGAGCUGCUCAUGCUACAGAGGAAGAAAGUGGAGAUGGAGCUUGAACAGAUGAGGCGUCAAGUGGAAAUAGCUGAAAAGACAGUGAAAAAGGUUCCAACAAUAACUGUGGUGAAUAACCUAGCCACGGCCAUUCCAGCGGCGGUAACUCCCGCACCACCAGUUGUCUCAGAAGCACCUGGAAACAUUCCGGUCAAGCAACGUUUGGGCCCACCGGUGAACAAAGCGACGGGUCGCAUCGCACCCGUGAGUGGAGCACUAAUCUCAGCGCGCCGAGACCCCAGGCUCGCGCGGCACCAACCGCCCGCCGCAGCCCUCCCGGCGCCGCCCGUGGCCGUGGUGGCGCCCGCCGCCCCCGCCCCGCCCGCCCCGCCAGCGCCCAUCGCGCCCAACGUGUUCGAUAUCAAACCUCUCGAACGUGUCACUAAACGCAAGAAUGUAAUCACCAUUGACGUCAGGCCCGACGACGCCACGCGAACUGUGCGCGAUCCGCGGCGUCGCGACCCCAGACUCGAUAAGCGUGAUCCGCGACGGGCUCAGCGUGAGCGACGACGGGAGGAGCAGCGCAGGGCUCAGGUCGAAGAGAAAUUGGAUUCGGACCGAGGAACCGCUACCGCCUAUGUGGAUAAUCUCCCCGACCCGAAAAAAAUAAGCAAACUGCCACCUAUUCCUAAAAUUAAUCGGUCGGUCGAGAAACGGGACGCGAACGUUCCGAAUCCAAAUAAACGGAAAAGGGACGCCCGCGCAGAGAGACGAAAGCGCCGGGAAGAAGAAGCGCCGAAAGAGUCCGAACGACCCACGCCCAAGGAGUCUCCGGCUCAGGCGAGUUCGCCUGAUAAAAAAUCUCGAAAGGAGGCGAAGGAACCUCGCGAGCGUGUGACUCCUCCGGAGCCCGAGCCGAAGCCCCCGUCGCCCGAAGUCGUCGCGUUCAAGGAGCUCCGCAACUACCACAAGGAGAGAUACAUGCGCCGCAAUCGCGAGAAGUCCGACAGCCCCGAAGCCGUAGUGGAACCGCCGCCCACAAAUGUGCCCGCAGAAGUCGUUGUCGAAAAUAAGGAUAUUGAUCUUAGGGUCUUGCAUCCUGUCGUCACCGAGUCCAAAGCUUCCCCGGUUGCUCAGAAGAGGCACUCUACUGAAAACGUGGAAGUUAAAGCCAAGAAGAAUAAAAUUGAUAAAUUUGACGUCCUAUUCGGUAACGAGGAUGUCGAUCUUCGUAAGCUCCCACAAGUCGAGGAAAUUAAUGCUCCUCCUCCGCCCUCCAUCACAUCAUCACCGAAGUCUGAUAGUAAAGACGAUGAACAAGAAGCUCCAAUGUUAUCACCGAAAGGUUCCCCAAAGAGAGAUUGGCAUGAAGUGAAGAAACGAGAUGAUAAAAAGACACCUUCGAAGUUAGAUUUGGUGAGGGCAAAACUUGCAGAAGCUACGAAAGGAAAAGACAGGCUUGGAAGGCCAUUGCUGUUUAGUAAAUCACCAAGUCUUGAAAGGGAAAGGCGUCGCACUCUUAGCGGCGAAGAUAUUGAUCUUCGUGCUGAAGAUCAGGAUUUCGACAAGAACUUCAACAUGACUACUAAUAAAAAAUCAAUAUCUAUCAUCAUGUCACAGGCUAAAGAGCAUUUGAACGAUGGCCAACUUGAUAAAAAUCAAUACAAUACACUCAUGUACCAAGUACUGCAGUUGAACGAAAGACUGAAACUCAAUGAAGCAAAGCAAAGGGAGUCGCUAGAAAUUUCAAAGAGAAAGCUCAAUAAUGCUAUUCACGAUUCAAACCACAAAGUAAUGAGCCCUAAGUCUUCCCCGAGCGAGAGAAAUAAUUUCGGAGACAUAGAUGAAAGAAUAACUCCCUCCGUGUUCAUGAAGUCACCACCUGAUAGCCAAGGACUGCAGGAUUCCGACAUGAGGGUAGUCCCAAAUUGCGAUGGCGUUGAUGGUCCUAAGCAUGGAUUACUACCUCUCCCACCCCCAAUGCCUAUGUACGGCCCGUACCCUCCGAUGUGGCGAGGUCAGCAGCGACCUAGAGGAGAUGAUUUUGGUUCUAGGAGGUAUAGAGGUCAAAUGCCUCCUUACUUUAGAGGAAAAUUCGAUAAGAGGGCUCCAAGGCCUCCUUUUGUUGAACCUCCACGAAUGCCAAUUCCACCGUUACCUACACCUAAACUCGGCAUUUGUCAAGGCCAAUGUCCUCUUGCACCUUACGAAAGGGUAGAGUCUCCUCCCCCUCUGGGUGCUCCAAGUUUCCCUAUUCCACCCACCGAUUUCAAAGUUCUGGAAUAUAUAGAACAAGAUCCAGUCAAAACAAUUCAAAUUGAUGGCGUUCCUAGAGAGAUAAGAUUCUAUGGCGAUACAGCAGUAAUAAUGUUGGAGUGGGAUGAUCCUAGAGAAAUUAAGUUCUUACCAGGUUGUCGAAGAGUAACAUUUGACAACAAAGACUCCAUAGUUCUGACAUUUAAUGAAGAUUAUAAGCAAGUAGAUAUUGAUGACCAAGUAUUCGACAUCAAAUUCGGUGCACCUACAAGAGAAUUGUACAUAAAUGGUUGUUGGUAUGAAUGUUUCUUCGGGGGACAACCAUUUGGUGUAAUUAUUGACGGAAAGCCAAGAUUAGUUCAUUUAGAAGGACCCAUGCCUCAAGUUGAUAUUGGCAAAAUAAAACGCACAGAUUUAGUUGCUGGCAAAAUUAAUCUUAUAGUGAACGCUACUCAAAUGUUUCCUAUAUAUUUGGAUGCCAAAGUCCAAAAGAUAUUAGUCAAUGGUCAAUUUUUAACUAUUCGCUUUGUGGACUCGUUAAGAACUGUUUUGAUAAACGAGCAGCCAUUUAAAGUAGCAUUUGGUGAAUUGCCAAAACCAAUAUUCGUUGGUAAAGAAAAGUAUUUCAUUAGAUUCUCGGCAUUACCUAGAAAUGUUAAACCUGGAUACAUUCAGAUCACUAAUAUGGAAGGUGUUGGUUUGCCAUUGGUGCCACCUGUUGAAAAAGUUGAGGUCCAGGUUCCAGAGAAUAAUGCUAUGGAAACUGAUCCAGAACCAGAAAACAGACCAAUGAAGAGUCCAAGCCCAGACAACAACACUGAGAGCUUAGGUCUCGAUAUGCUAGCGAGUGUGAUGCCAUCAAGCGUCGUCGAAGCUUCCAGCUCGGAAUAUAGCCUCGCGGAACCUUUAUUCUCCAAGCCUGACACGAUCCCAGGUCUGGAAAUCCCGUCAGAGGAAAAACCACUUAAUCCUCCACUAGCACUUCCUAUGAACAUUAACGUUAAUGAUUUGUUCGCUAAAUUAGUAGCGUCUGGCAUAGUUCAGGUGCCGAGCGAACCUAAGACUGAGAAUAAAGAAGAAAAGGUCGAAGAAGUUAAACAGAAGCCUCGAGAAGAUAAAAAUGUGAUUCAUCGAGUAGAUUUCAUGAAACCUGAAACAUUGAGAGUUAAGCAACCCGGGCUGGUGUCGCGGCUGUACGGCGGCAUGCAGUGCUCGGGCUGCGGCGCGCGCUUCCCCCCGGAGCACACGGUGCGCUACUCGCAGCACCUCGACUGGCACUUCCGACAGAACCGCCGCGACCGCGACUCGGCGCGACGGGCGCACUCGCGCCACUGGCACUACGACCUGUCCGACUGGGUGCAGUACGAGGAGGUCGAGGACCUGGAGGAGAGAGAAAAAAGUUGGUUCGAGACGGGCGGCGCGGUGGGGGCGAGCGCGGCAGGGGCGGAGGGCGGCGAAGGGGGGGGCAGCCCUAGCGCCGCGGAGGCGCCCUCGGCCGCCGCCAGCGCGCCCGCCGCGCACACGUGCGCGCUGUGCGGGGACCCGUUCCAGCAGUUCUACAACGAGGACAAGGAGGAGUGGCACCUGCGGAACGCCGUCAAGCACGACGACGACUACUACCAUCCGCUCUGCUUCGAAGACUACAAGACGUCAUUGAAUAAAGAAGAACCGGCCAAAGAAGAGUCUUCGGAUGACGUCACGCCCGUCGAGAAGAUGGAGGAAGAGGCGAUCGAAAUCAAGGACGUCGACGAAACGAUCGAUGACCAAUCGGAUAAUGAAUCUGUUGUGGAAGUCGUUGAAGAUAAAGAUGUGUCCGAGCCUGUGGAGAUUGUCGAAGAAGAAGAUGAUGAAGGCGAUGAGGAUGACGUUGUUUUCAAAGCGGACCCGGUGGAGGAAGUGGUCGUAGAUGAUGACAACGACACCGACGAUGAGACCACCGCUACCAGAGCUGAGAGGGACCGCCAGGCUGAAAUAGACUUUAGCAAGAUUAAAAUCAAACAGGAGCCUAUAGACCCAGACGACGAACCAAUUAUAACAGCAGAAGAAUCGACGAUCCCUGCUUCUGUGGACACGACGCACGCGACUGUAGAGUCAUCUAUCGACGGCAACUUGCAACUGGACGCAGCUAACUCUCCCGCCAACACCCUACCAGUCGGCGGAAUCCGUAUCAACAUUUCCAAGUCACUACCAACAUUCGUAUCUACCAAUCACGAACAGGAUAAAAACUUACUGGAGGACGUUAGCGCAGACGACGAGCCACUACCGCCGGGUGAAGAGCCGGAGCUCGAAUAUAAGUUGAAGCCUUCUUUAGAAGGUAUUCAAUUUAGCAGACAACCUCCUGUGUGUAAAGGCAAUGAACUGUCGGGAUUAUGUUCAAUUAUGUAA